CAAGGGUGAAGCGCCUCAGCUAGAUCCCGGGAGGGGCCGGCCUGCCGUCCUUUCCCUCUGCUCGGCUGCGCUUCCGGGAAGGGAGCGCGGCGGCCGGCGGGGCAAAGUCAUUCUGCUGACAUCCCCCAGACUGGCUGGCAGGUUUAAAAGCCAGUGUGCACAGACAAAAGCAAGCUGCAGGUACCACUGAAGGUCUGUAGACUUAGAGAAGGCUCAGAAGCAUGGAAAGCCUCUGCACAGCAAACAGCACUUUUGCUGUGGACCUGUUAAGAAAGCUGUGUGAGAAGAAAAGUGGGCAGAAUGUGUUCUUUUCACCAUUUAGUAUUUCUUCUGCUUUGUCUAUGGUUUUGCUGGGUUCAAGAGGUAGCACUGAAGCCCAAAUGCUUAAGGUUCUUUCUCUGAAGAAUGCCCAGGAAGCUCACAAAGGGUAUCAGUCCCUUUUCUCUGAAAUUAAUGAUCCAAACACCAAAUACAUCUUGAGAACUGCAAACCGGCUCUAUGGAGAAAGGACCUUUGAGUUUCUUCCAUCAUUUAUAGAGUCCAGUCAGAAAUCCUACCAUGCUGGCCUGGAACAGAUGGACUUCCUGCAUGCUUGGGAGGAUUCCAGGAAACAAAUCAAUGUCUGGGUAGAGGAAAGGACUGAAGGUAAAAUUCAGAACCUGUUGGAAGAGGGGACUCUUGAUUCCCUGACCAGGCUUGUGUUGGUAAAUGCCAUCUAUUUCAAAGGCAACUGGGAAAAGCCGUUCAGGAAAGAGAGUACCAGAGAGAGGCCAUUCCAAAUUAAUAAGAAUGAAACCAGACCUGUGCAGAUGAUGUUCAAGGAGGCAAAUUUUAACAUGACCUACAUUGGAGACUUCCAGACCAAAAUCCUGGAGCUCCCCUAUGUGGGUAAUGAACUGAGCAUGAUCAUCCUGCUCCCUGAUGCAAUCCAGGAUGGCUCCACAGGCUUGGAAAGACUGGAAAAAGAACUUACAUAUGAGAAGUUGAUGGGUUGGAUCAGUCCAGAAAUGAUGAAGUCUGCACACAUGAGGGUGUGUUUACCCAGAUUUAAACUGGAAGAUGGUUACAAACUUAAGCGCAUUCUGAGCAGCAUGGGAAUGCCUGAUGCAUUUGUCUCGGGCAAGGCAGACUUCUCAGGAAUCUCCUCUGGCAACCAUCUGGUGCUCUCAGAAGUGAUCCACAAAUCCUUUGUGGAAGUCAAUGAAGAAGGUACUGAAGCAGCUGCUGCCACAGCUAUACGGAUAUCGGGUUGUUCCGGCGUAAUGUCCACUACAGAAUUCACUGCUGAUCAUCCUUUCCUCUUCUUCAUCCGGCACAACAAAACUUCCAGCAUUUUGUUUUCUGGCAGAUUUUGCUGUCCCUAAGGAGGAGAUGUCUUGGCUGCAUAGAUGCCAUCACACAAUAAAUUUAUGUUUCCCUAGAACAAGAUGACUCAUUCUGCACUGAUUGUCUCUUUCAGCUGUGCCUGCAGUGUCUUCCGUGAUCUUUAUAUCGGGCUUGGCAGGAAUAAGAGAGCUGCUUAGACAAACACAGUACCUGUCAUGUCCAACCCCUCCUGUGCCUGUAUGCAGAGAUCUCCUGGUUCUUGCUGACACAAGAACCAUCCCACUUGCUCCGUGAGUGCUUCUUCUGUGCUUGAGUUCACUUUUGGUAUCCAGCAGGCAGAGUCAGGCAGUGAGAGCCCAUGGGAGUGAAGGUACUUUUUGCUUGUGACAAGGCUGGAGCACAUGUAGCUUCCCUCCCCUUUUAGGUUCCAGUCUCCUCCAAUGAGUGCUUUAAUACAUUGCUUGGAGCUGAAAGGAGUUUUUGGCAGCCUUUUCCAGAUAUUGCUGAACAUGCUGCAUAGAUUGGAGUUUUUGACUAACACUUGGGCCAGCUCUUAGGCAAGAAUGGCAAUGAAAGGAUGUUUUUGUACCAGAUGCCCCUGGGAGGUGUUUGUGUUGUAAGUACCACUAUUUCCUCACUCCAGGACACCUGUGUUUAUUCCCUGUCCCCUGGUUCUGGUCUUUUAACAAAGAAUGAAAUAAAAGGGCACAUGGUGCCUAUGCAAUAUUUGAAGGAGAAAGUAAUAAUAUUUUAUCAUAAUAAAAUAAUAUUUAUGUAUAUGUUUAUCCUCUUAAUAUUUUCUUAAAUACCAUAGUUUACCUGUAGAAUACGAAAGACAGAGAUGAAACAGCUUUCCUUACAUUGGGAUGUAUUUUGUGGAUCCUGUUCCCGAAAUAAUAAAAGAAGUAUAAGCACUG
Messenger RNA from Haemorhous mexicanus (house finch), 2243 nucleotides. RefSeq names its product serpin B6-like. Gene Ontology annotation, molecular function: serine-type endopeptidase inhibitor activity. The transcript is spliced from 8 exons. Bases 222 to 1364 code for a protein of 380 amino acids. The record is from RefSeq and is a predicted model, not a curated record. Gene Ontology annotation, biological process: negative regulation of endopeptidase activity. NCBI's taxonomy places the organism in Eukaryota, Metazoa, Chordata, Aves, Passeriformes, Fringillidae. Gene Ontology annotation, cellular component: cytoplasm.